Molecule: messenger RNA, 2127 nt
Organism: Nasonia vitripennis (jewel wasp)
Lineage: Eukaryota; Metazoa; Arthropoda; Insecta; Hymenoptera; Pteromalidae
Product: putative nuclease HARBI1
Exons: 5
Coding region: 230-1375 (381 amino acids)
Source: RefSeq, a predicted model, not a curated record
AACAACAUCUUGCCAACAAUCGCACUGUUUUGGCGAGUUCGCGAGUAGCAUUGUUUACGCAAAUGCGAAACAAUGGAUAAUAACAAAAAAUGUGUGAAACUUAUUACCUCUUAGUAAGUGGACAGAUUCUAAAGCCUUAGUCUUUAGAAUAGCAACAACUCUCAGGUUAAUGUGUACAAAUUGAAACAAAAUACAUAAAUACAAAGAAGUAUAAACUUUAGCCAUUAAAAUGUCAUUAAUUGAAGAAGAUGAAGUUAUUUUGGCAGCUAUGGCUGUAGAGCCACAGGUGGAUUGGUGGGAUGCCUUUGUAAAGGAUAAUUAUUCUAAUGAAAAGUGUUUGCAAUAUUUCAAAUGUUCACGAAAGACAUUUACUUUUCUGGUAAAAUUAUUAAAACCUCAUAUAGCACCAAAGAUAGGUGCGCUAGAUUCAGACUCUCCCUUAUAUUUGCGCAAAGGAGUAUCAGUGGAUAAACAAGUGGCUGUGCUGCUCUACAAAUUGACAACUUGUGUAGAUUAUGUUGGAAUUUCCAAAAAAUUCAAGAUACACAAAACAACAAUUCACAAGAUUUUAUACAAAAGUGUCAUAGCAAUAAACAAGUAUCUUUUACACAGUACAAUAAGUAUGCCAAAGCCUGAAGAGGCUGAAAUAAUUUGCAAUGAUUUUGAACAAGCCUACAAGCUUCCUCAAAUAAUUGGUGCAAUGACAUUAGCUCACAUACCAAUUUCAUCGCCAAUAAAUUUGAACUACAAGUUUCUAAAUUCCAAGCUCUAUCCAUCAUUUGUCUUGCAAACUGUUAUUGAUUCCAAUUUUCUUUUCAGAGAUGUAAGUGUUCGGCAUGCAGGUGCCACUGAGCCUCAGCUUAUUAUAGCUGAUUCUAAUAUAUACAAAUACUCGCACAAAGUUAUGCCUCCCGAAAAGCGCAACAUUGGUGGAAUUGACAUUUCUUACAAAAUAAUUGCUCCAGCUCCGGGCCCCUUGUAUAGAUGGCUCUUGAACAGUUAUGAUGAGGAAACGACUAAGGAAGAAACACGCUUCAACAAUUGUUUGGAAGAAAUAAGAAAUUAUGCCGAUUCUGUGAUCUCAAGACUGCGAUCAAGAUUUUUAAUUCUCAGCCACAUGAUGGAUCUUAGUUACAAAGUAGCGCCCCAAGUUAUCGCGGCUUGUUGUAUAAUUCACAAUAUUUGCGAGAGAAACGGAGAUACUUUUUUGGAUGAAUGGCUAACAGAGUCUGCGGAUCGUCUUAAACGAUAUCCGCAGCCUGAUAUGCAAGAAGGUUGGGAAAAAGCUGAAAAGGUAGUUUUAGACGAGCGCGAUAUUUUGAAAGAUUACGUUAAUAGUCUUGAGACUGAUGAAAUUGAUGCAACCUUAAAUUAGUUAUAUUAGGCUCUCUACCUAAGUUUAGUCCUUGCAAUAAUUUGCGUAAUUAAUGUUUUUAAAUGUUUCAACAUUUUUUUUAAAGUAGUUUAGUUUAGUUCCAAAGAAUAGAAUAUAAUCUUUUUUGACUGUGUAGUAUAAUCUGUAGUCCCUGCGAGAUUGAUUCUAUUUAUAGUUUCAAGGAGUAGAAUGUAAUGUUUUUUAACUGUAAUCUGAUCUAGUCCCUGCGAGAUUAAUUCUAUUUCUAGUUCCAAAGAAUAGAAUGUACAAAAAUUAAUUAUAAUCAAAGAAACCAAGAGAUUCCACACGUGCAUUUAAAAAAUUGUUGCCAGCUUACAAAAGUACAGUCAACAAGGUGGCUCCGAUUUUUAAACAUAUUAAUCAUUUUACUAUUUUAACUUUUUAUAAACAUCCGAUUGGCGUUAGAAGCCUUUUUAACUUGCUUCCCCGCUUGUGUAACUCGUAUAAGACUUGUAACGUUUGUCAGUUUCUUCGUGUGAUUUUAGCUUUUGUAGAAUUGAAUGUACUGUACUUAUGCGUAUACCUAUAAAGGUGCUCCGUCGUGAUAAAUAGAUUUUAUCAAGAAAGUAUGCGAAACGAAGAGUGUCUUUUGUAUAUUCUAUAUGACUUAUGUAGAAUAUACAUAUUGAAUUGAUCAAAGUUUUGUAAUUCAUGUUUGCCAUUAUACUGAAAAAAUGUGUCCAUUUUUGUUUAUUUACAAAAUAAAAUAAAGGAUUAAAAUGCAAACUUUA